AUGGUUUACGCAGCCACUAUGCGGCCUGAUGUCGCUGUCUUCACAAAUGGGGAAACUCGGCCCAGGACUCUCGACCAUAUCGUCCGUCGACCCACCACCCCUUUGGGUUGGGGUUGGUCUGGUCCACCCCCCCCUCCCCCUUGUGCUUCUUCUUCUUCUCGGGUCGGCGAUCUGGGGGUGCGACGAUCAGACAUCGUUGACUGUGUCAACGAAGCUGCCGUCCCGUCACAGUCCCCCCCCCCCGCCUCUCUUGUCUCUUUGUUUGGCGGCCCUUGCGACAACUGCAAGCAAAGCAGUGCAAAGCCAAGCCAAGCCUCGCCGUUCCUCGAUUGCUAUUGCGUGCGCCCGGCUGAGCGACGCGACAGAAAUCCAACUAGCCAACUCCGUCUCGUCCUUUCGCAGGUGCAAGUUUGUCAUCCCCCCCCCAUAACGCCAUUCCCUCGAUCGACUUUCUCUGCCCGGUACGGCGAGUUCGAGAUUCGCGCCAUGAUUCUCUCCGAUGAGGCCUCUCUCUCUCUCCCCCUGGAGGAGCCUCGAUCGUCACGUCAACCCGUUGAUGUGUAG
Molecule: messenger RNA, 564 nt
Organism: Colletotrichum higginsianum IMI 349063
Lineage: Eukaryota; Fungi; Ascomycota; Sordariomycetes; Glomerellales; Glomerellaceae
Exons: 2
Coding region: 1-564 (187 amino acids)
Source: RefSeq, a predicted model, not a curated record